UGCCUUGUCAUUUCUGUCAGUGUCAAAAUCGCGAAAACACAAAAAUGCCGAGUCAAGAAGUGACUACAACAAAAGUGGUGGUUCACCCCUUGGUUUUACUAAGUGUGGUGGACCACUUCAACCGAAUGGGAAAAAUCGGUAACCAGAAGCGCGUCGUGGGGGUCCUGUUGGGGUGCUGGCGCGCCAAAGGCGUCUUGGAUGUGUCGAACAGCUUUGCAGUUCCGUUCGACGAAGACGACAAAGACAAGUCCGUUUGGUUCCUCGACCACGACUACCUCGAGAAUAUGUACGGUAUGUUCAAGAAAGUCAACGCUCGGGAAAGGGUGGUGGGGUGGUAUCACACGGGCCCCAAGCUCCACCAGAACGACAUCGCGAUUAAUGAGUUGAUCAGGCGCUACUGUCCGAACUCGGUUUUGGUUAUAAUCGACGCUAAACCGAAGGAUUUGGGGCUGCCGACUGAGGCGUAUCAAGCGGUUGAGGAGGUGCAUGAUGACGGGUCGCCCACGUCGAAGACUUUCGAGCACGUACCGAGUGAGAUUGGGGCUGAGGAGGCCGAGGAAGUGGGUGUUGAGCACUUAUUGCGCGACAUUAAAGACACCACAGUGGGGACGCUUUCACAAAGAAUCACCAAUCAAUUAUUGGGGUUGAAAGGGCUGCAUUUGCAGCUAAGAGACAUUCGGAACUAUUUAAUCCAAGUUAGUGAAGAGAAGCUGCCUAUUAAUCACCAAAUUAUUUAUCAAUUGCAAGAUAUUUUUAAUUUGUUGCCUGAUAUAAGUCAGGAGACUUUCAAUAAAGCGUUCUAUGUUAAAAACAACGAUCAGAUGUUGGUGGUGUACUUGGCGGCGAUGGUUCGCUCGAUUAUCGCCCUUCACAAUCUCAUUAAUAAUAAACUGACGAACAAAGACGCGGAAGAGGGGAAGAAAGAAGAAAAUAAGAAAGACAAAGAUAGCAAAGAUAAAGACAAGGAUAAGGAGAAGGAGAAAGACAAGGAUGCCAAGAAGGACGAAAAGAAAAAAUAAUUGUGUUUUUAGUUUAUUUACUAACUCUAAUUUAAUCUAAUUGUUUAACUCAGUUUGUAAUAUUGUAUUAAUAAAUUUUCUUAAAGUA
Messenger RNA from Zophobas morio, 1107 nucleotides. It is a transcript of the gene Rpn8, whose product is annotated as 26S proteasome non-ATPase regulatory subunit 7. Gene Ontology annotation, cellular component: proteasome complex; proteasome regulatory particle. Gene Ontology annotation, molecular function: protein binding; metallopeptidase activity. Gene Ontology annotation, biological process: proteasome-mediated ubiquitin-dependent protein catabolic process. The record is from RefSeq and is a predicted model, not a curated record. The transcript has 2 exons. Lineage: Eukaryota; Metazoa; Arthropoda; Insecta; Coleoptera; Tenebrionidae. Bases 45 to 1019 code for a protein of 324 amino acids.